GCUACGUCCGACGCCUCUGCAGUAGUCAACCUCUCGUUACCUGGUUAUCCAGGUCGUGACCCAGAGAUGCCCCCCUGGCAAGCUGUGCCUUGCAGCCCCGCGUGGGGACAUGGCACCAGCCGUGAACGGGCGUCUGUACCCGCGCCCGCACCGACACCUCCACGCCUGCAGGGCGCGCUGGUGCUGGGCGUCCUGCUGUUGAGCGCCAGCUGUGGUGCCAUCCACCUGGACGCGGCGCAGAGCCACAGCACGUUCACCUGCGAGCCCAUCGGCCUGCGCAUGUGCCAGGACCUGCCCUACAACACCACCUUCAUGCCCAACCUGCUCAACCACUACGACCAGCAGACCGCCGCGCUGGCCAUGGAGCCGUUCCACCCCAUGGUGAACCUGCAGUGUUCUGCGGACCUGCGUGCGUUCCUGUGUGCGCUGUACGCCCCGGUGUGUAUGGAGUACGGCCGCGUGUCCCUGCCCUGCCGCAGCCUGUGUGUCCACGCCAAGCGCGACUGCCACAAGCUCAUGGACAUGUUCGGAGUGGCCUGGCCCGACGAGAUGGACUGCUCCAGGUUCCCGGACUGUGACGAGUCGUACCCGCGCGCCGUGGACCUGCUGACCGCCGAGAGCCCGACGGAGGAGCCGGCCGUGUCGGUGCAGCGCGACUACGGCUUCUGGUGCCCGCGCGAGCUCAAGGUGGACCCCGAGCUGGGCUACUCCUUCCUGGGCGCGCGCGACUGCUCCGCCCCCUGCCCCAGCAUGUACUUCCGCCGCCACGAGCUGGCGUUCGCCCGCUACUUCAUCGGCGUGACGUCCGUCGUGUGCCUGUCGGCCACGCUCUUCACCUUCCUCACCUUCCUCAUCGACGUCACGCGCUUCCGCUACCCGGAGCGGCCGAUCAUCUUCUACGCCGUCUGCUACAUGAUGGUGUCGCUGGUGUUCUUCCUCGGGUUCCUGCUGGAGGACCGCGUGGCGUGCAACGCGGCCAGCCCCGGAACGUUCCGCGCCUCCACGGUCACCCAGGGCUCGCACAACAAGGCGUGCACGCUGCUGUUCAUGACGCUCUACUUCUUCACCAUGGCGGGCAGCGUGUGGUGGGUGGUGCUGACCGUCACCUGGUUCCUGGCGGCCGUGCCCAAGUGGGGCAGCGAGGCCAUCGAGAAGAAGGCGCUGCUCUUCCACGCCACGGCGUGGGGCAUCCCGGGGCUGCUCACCGUCACGCUCCUGGCGCUCAACAAGAUCGAGGGCGACGGCGUGAGCGGCGUGUGCUUCGUCGGCCUCCACGACGUCGCCACGCUGCGCUGGUUCGUGCUGGCGCCGCUCGGCGUGGACGUGGUGCUCGGCGUCGGGCUGCUGCUGGCGGGCAUCGUGGCGCUGAACCGGGUGCGGAUGGAGAUCCCGCUGGAGAAGGAGAACCAGGACAAGCUGGUCAAGUUCAUGAUCCGGAUCGGCGUGUUCUCCGUGCUCUACCUGGUGCCGCUGCUCACCGUCAUCGGCUGCCUGUUCUACGAGCAGAGCCACCGCCAGCUGUGGGAGACCACCUGGGUCAAGGAGCGCUGCAGGGACUACCACAUACCCUGCCCUUACCAGGUGGAGGAGACGGGUAAGCCCGACCUGGUGCUGUUCCUGAUGAAGUACCUGAUGGGGCUGGUGGUGGGCAUCCCCUCUGUGUUCUGGGUCGGCAGCAAGAAGACCUGCUUCGAGUGGGCCAGCUUCCUGCACGGCCGCCGACGCAAGGACAGCAGCGCCGUGAACGAAAGCCGCCAGGUGCUCCAGGAGCCGGACUUCGCCCAGUCCCUGCUGCUGCGUGACCCCACGACCCCGGUCAUCAGGAAGUCGCGGGGGACGUCGACGCAGGGCACCUCCACUCACGCCUCCUCCACCCACCUGGCCAUGGCCGACGAGGAGCGCAGCCGAGCGGGGAGCAUCCACAGCCGCAUCAGCAGUUACCACGGCAGCCUGCACCGCUCCAGAGACGGCAGGUACACCCCCUGUACGUACCGCGGCCCCGAGGAGCGACCUCCCUACGGCAGCAUGCCCCGCCUUAACGAGCAAGUCCCCUCUCGUCACGGCAGCGUCCAAGACCUGGUCGGCGGCCGACCGCGGCACGGCAGCCUGAGCCUCAGCCACGCCUCGGCCUCUGUGGCCGGCGCCCCCAUCUCCUCCCCGCUCCACGCCCACGCCCCGGCCACGCCCACCGCCACCAGCGUCACGCACGGCUCCGGCAUCGACCGCGUGGAAGAGGAGGACGGGGCCAGCGCGUAACCCGCGGCAACGGGGAGCGGGAACCUCCUGACGGACAGACUGGUGAUUUGUGAUUGGCUCAGACUUGCAUGAGUGUGUGUCAGACGUGUGUGUGUGUGGUGUGUGUGUGUGUGAGGUGCAGACUGCGGACAGCUGAUCUGACGUCUGACGUGAGACACACCCGGAGGAUUUCUCUCUCGUCAGAAGUGGGGAAGGCGCUAACUUGACCACUACGCACCUCUUGCCCCCUCGGGUCGUCCGCUUUGAACAGCUGGGUGUGUAAGUGUGUGUGUCACUCAGACCUAUGGUGGUCCCCCCUGUGACGCACACAAAGACCCACCCACACACACACACACACACGACACUGCUGUGUCCUGACUGCUGAUCCAAUAAGACUUGAUGUGUUUUCUACUGUGAAUAUGACAAGGGGAAGCUGGAAGGCAGUAAUGUAUGUAUCCAAAACUGUAAAAGCCCCACAUUUUGGGGGGCUUUUCAUUGCUACUGUUUGCCUACUGUAUGAGCUGGACAGGUCUACUGUCUGUUCCUACUGUUUAAUGAGUUCAACUGGCCUGCUAUCUAUUGGUGCUGUACUGUGACUGGAGAUUAUAGGAAGGAGAGGGGAGGAAGAACGAGAGAAGUUGGGGAGAAAGCCCCAAGAGGAGGAAAAGAAGGAAGAGGAGAAGGGAAAGAGGAGAAGAGAAGACAAGAGGAGAAGAAAGAAAAGAGAACAGAAAGAGAGAGGGAAGGAGAGAAAAAGACUAGAGCUAGAGUAGAGCAGAGAAAUGAGGAGAAGGGGAGCGGAGUGGGGGGUAGUUAGUAGGCAGCUGUCUGGAGAUCAGACCAGGAAUUUCUCACCUGCUGCUGAAGGGUCCUCUUCCCCUCCAGAUUAGCACGUUGCCACUGAACCUGAGUCAGCAUCAAAGCAGAUCUGCGCUCCCCUCGGUGCAACAUAACACCACGCCAGACCCCUCCCUCUCUCUCUCCUUAUCUCUCUCUCUCUCUCUCUCUCUCUCUCUCUCUCUCUCUCUCUCUGUCUCUAUACCCCCCGCAGACUCCGUUAGGAGCUCAAAGGUUUUGACAGAGAGGAGCGAGAAGGAGAAGGAGAAGAAGAGGGGGAAGAAGAGAGCGAGAUGAGAGGGAAAUGUGUGUGUAGGUUUGAGAGAGGUUGCUGUAGAUGUUCCAGGCUCAGGGCUUUUACAUGGGCCCAGCAGCUAGUGGUUGUGUUCAAAUGUCAGAAGAUUAUGGAUUUGACUGGGUUACAAACUUUGAUAUGUGUGUAUGUGUGUGUGUGUGUGCGUGUGUGUGUGUUGUGGCUUGCAUGCGAGUGUGUCUGUGCUCACUCUCUAUAGUGCUUUAACUGUGUGUGCCCUGGCACUUUUCCUCAGCGAUUUCUGCUCCACAAACCUCAACGCCGGAUAUGCUCAGUCAUAUGCCCUCUUGCCCUCCACCCCCCCCCCCACACACUCUCCCUUGCUCUCUUGCCCCCACACCACCCUCCUCCCAUCUCUCACGCCCCUGGACCAUUCCUCUGAGCCUACCUCAUGAGUUUGGGGCUGGGGGGGGAUAAGUAUUUUCCCUACACAAGGGCAGAGGGGGGCCUCUGGGUGUACUCCUGACCAGGCAUAUACAGUACACACCUGGACCACCUAGUACCCUAGAAGUGAACCCGCAACUUUUUUGGGGGCUAGCAUGUAGUAGCCCGAGAAGUUGUGGGUUCAAUUCCCAGCUUCCACCAUUGUGCCCUUGAGCAAGGCGCUUAAUCCUGAGUUGCUCCAGGGACAAUGGCCCUUGUAAUUUAAUAAUAACAUGGAAGUCUCUUGGAUAAAUUAAUCCAAUGAAUCCAAAAUUAAUAAUAAAUGUCUAAAAACUAGUGGUAAAAGAGAUGACAAGUCCUCAAUCUUUACUGUUAUGGUUAAUUUUUUUUAAUCAAACAUUAUUAGAUCAAACAUUUUAGACUAGUAAAAUGUUAGAUUGAAUAUUAAAAUAUUAGAUUAAAAGCCAUCAGUUGUAGAAUUUUUUUUUUAUAAGGACUUUAAAUAUUACGACGAGCAACAGCCAGAUCAUUUCAGUGGGCAGGUGGAAUCCGGUGUGCACUAGCUUGGUUGGAGUGAAACUCCGGGGCGUCCUUGGCCUUGUGUGUGGAGGAGACCACAUCCAUCCCCAGCCCCGACCUCCACACUCGCCUUCUCCACUCGCCCCUCACAACGGUGUGGAGGUCCAAGACAGGUCCACAGACAUGAAGAAUCCAAGCGUCCACGUUUUGGCUCCCGCCUGCAGGCUUUGCCUUGUUGUGCCAUGCUGCUUAGGCCAAAGAUUGUUAAGGGUGGAGCAAGAUCCCCCCCCCCCCCCCCCCCCAUCAGAAGCCACUUCCAGGAACCCGAAUCGCACAAGGGAGCAGGGGGGUUAAAAACCCCUUUAUGCAAAGCAGAGGCCAUAGACUUCAAUGGAACACUGCUCUGGAUAAAGGGGGAUUAUUAUCGACCCCUCCACUCAUGUUUUACGGAUUCCUGGAAGUGGCUUCUGAUGGAGUAUCUUGCUCCACCUUUGCCAUCUUCUGAUGGAGUAUCUUGCUCCACCUUAACCAUCUUUGCUUAGUCUACCUGUUUGGAGUACUAUGCGGGACCUUUGAAACCACUGACUCGUCUGAACUGGACCUCCACACCUAGCCCUGGUGAACAAGUGCUCUACUGUCUACUGUGUGUGCUACUGUGACUUUUUAUGCAAAACCUUCAGAAGAACCACGGAAAGCUCUGGAAGCGACGCAGCUCAUUGUGCUACUCUGCUGCCUCAGCUCCAGAACGUCCCUCCUCCUAAACCACUCCCCCAAGUGCUCACGUCCAUACGCAGCUUUUGGCGCCCGGUCAGUGGGUGCCUCUCAUUUGGUCUUUUUAUCCUCCCUUCCUUCCUCGAUCCUCGUCCUCACUGAUCUAGAUAAAGAAUGAUGGGGCGGCAACAAUGGGAUAGUCUACCCAGUGUUAGUUAUAGAUCAGUGGGAACGCCCAUCGAGGAUCGAGUAGAGAGUUUGAGAGCCACCCAGUGUCUUCAACACGGCUCCUCCGCCAGGAACAUGUCACGUCACAUCACGUCACGUCACCCGGAACGCGUCCGUCACUUGUGCCAAAUGUGACGGAGAGACUGAUCGGAAUCGUGAAAAACAUCAUCGUGGAGACGUCAUGAAGACAUAAGCAACUGUGCUUUCUGAUGAGCGUGUGUGGAAUUUACAUGUAAUUUAAUUAAAGAUGUACAGUAAAGCGCUAAAUGACCUAAUUGUGCUCAGUGGUGUAUAAAUGUGGGUAGAGGAAAUUAACCCAAACUGAUGGGUUUGUUUGUCCGUUGAGAGGAUGAAAGUGUGUGUGUGUGUAUGGUUGCAUCAUUUCAGUGCCUGCUAGUGUGUGUGUGUGUGUGUGUGUGUGUGUGUGCGCGUGCUGUGGUGAUCAAUUCACCUUGGUGAGAACACUUCUAACCUGGGAAUGGAUGUUGUUCUGAAGUGAAGUGCAUCAGGCAGUUGGAGUCAAAGCUGGUGUGUGUCCUUGGUGCUGCAGAGAUAGGCUAGUCUUCAUGGCACACGGAACACCUCAACCAAAUUGUUCCGUCAUAUUGGUAUUGAACUGUGGCACGUCUACGUACUGUACCAGAUCCGGAAGCAUCUGUGAACUAUGAUCAAUAGAUGGCUGUGCUGACUGCUGGUUGUCCAGUAUAAAUGAUUAAAUAUAUAAAAUAAUAAUUGUUGCAUUGUCAAUUUAAAAGCCCUUCAGUUGUCUGAGGAUUAUCUUGAUGAAUAAAAUCUGAAUGUUGGAUGAGGGUUGGAAUUAAUCCUACAGACAGCUGUGAAUGCAAAUACUGCAAGAUCAUGCCUGGAUAUAUCCUUCUCAAAAUUAUUCCACAAUCAACUGACAGCCAAUUAAUCAGUUAACCGCCUGCGUUGUUUCAAACAAACCGUUCACCGAAUUCUGCCCAGUUGGAACCCUGUCCAGAAAUCCCCAACUCUCACUUGGGGUUGGUCUCCAUGGAGAUGGUUCAGUAUCCCCAGACCCUCCUCCUGGCUUUUCCAAAGUAAUGGAAUAUUAAUAUCCUUCUUGCAGUUUCUGUUUCCACAUGAAGCAAAAUAUGGAUUUUUUUCUGUUGUUGUACAGAAAAUGUUGUUUAUAACUGGUUUUAGCACUUUAACUGUGGCUAGGUGUUGAAUGUGUACAGUAUAGAUGUUCAGUUAUAGGGCGAUGCAAGAUUUCAUUAAAAAUACUUUUUAAGAAAUCCUUU
Messenger RNA from Sardina pilchardus (European sardine), 6492 nucleotides. RefSeq names its product frizzled-3-like. Bases 67 to 2256 code for a protein of 729 amino acids. Gene Ontology annotation, cellular component: plasma membrane. Gene Ontology annotation, biological process: canonical Wnt signaling pathway; non-canonical Wnt signaling pathway. Lineage: Eukaryota; Metazoa; Chordata; Actinopteri; Clupeiformes; Clupeidae. Gene Ontology annotation, molecular function: Wnt-protein binding; Wnt receptor activity. The record is from RefSeq and is a predicted model, not a curated record. The transcript has 6 exons.